Messenger RNA from Misgurnus anguillicaudatus (oriental weatherfish), 1551 nucleotides. RefSeq names its product parvin, beta (gene parvb). The record is from RefSeq and is a predicted model, not a curated record. Gene Ontology annotation, cellular component: actin cytoskeleton; cytoplasm; focal adhesion. NCBI's taxonomy places the organism in Eukaryota, Metazoa, Chordata, Actinopteri, Cypriniformes, Cobitidae. Gene Ontology annotation, molecular function: actin binding. Gene Ontology annotation, biological process: substrate adhesion-dependent cell spreading; establishment or maintenance of cell polarity regulating cell shape; actin cytoskeleton organization.
GGGUGUUGGUUUUUUGUUGGGUUUUGGUUGUUGGGUGUUGGUCGUGUGUGUGUAUUUCUUUUCUCGGAGUAUAAGGGUGUGUCUCAAGAUGCGACUGUCUAUUCAGUAUAUUUAGAAAAAAGUCAUACUUCCUUUUAUUUUUACAGCUGUAUGACACCAUGUAAUUGUCUGCUUUCUUACCACCACACCCUACAGAUGGUUGAAUGCCGCAGCACGAUGGCCACGAAUCCGACAAGAGCAUCAGGACAACCGGGCAAAAUAAAGAAAGACGAGUCGCUACUUGGAAAACUUGGAGGAACGUUAGUUCGUAAAAAGAAGAUCAAAGAAGUGAGUGAUCUUCAGGAAGAGGGCAAGAACGCCAUCAAUGCUCCUCUCCUUCAUGCCGGUUAUGAGAUUCUCCCAGAGGACACACUGCUUGAUGAAAAUGCAGAGAGGACCAUCCUGGAUCCCAAUUCCAAAGAGGACAUCAACUUUAAAGAUCUGCAGAAGGUUCUCAUUGAUUGGAUCAACAGUGAAUUAGAGGAAGAAAGGAUCAUUGUGAAGGAUCUUGAGGAAGAUCUGUAUGAUGGACAGGUGUUACAAAAACUAUUUGAGAAGCUGUCGGGUAAUAAACUAAACGUUGCUGAAGUGACUCAGUCAGAGAUCGGACAGAAGCAGAAACUUCAGACGGUUCUUGAAGCUGUUAAUGGAGUUCUCCGACCGCUGGAGUGGAACACAGAGUGGAGCGUCGACUCCAUUCACUCUAAGAACCUGGUGUCCAUCAUUUAUCUGCUACUGGGACUGGCCAUCUACUACACAGCUCCCAUCCGCAUACCUGAGCAUGUGUCCGUCCAGGUGAUUGUGGUCAAGAAAAAAGAGGGAAUGCUGCAGACGUCUCAUGUCACCAAACAACUCACAACGUCUAGUACAGAAAUGAUGGUCGGAAGGACAGAACGGGAUGCAUUUGACACUUUACUGGAUCAUGCACCUGACAAACUGAAUGUAGUAAAAACGUCACUGAUCACAUUUGUGAAUAAACAUUUAAACAAACUCAAUCUGGAGGUGACUGAACUGGAAUCACAGUUUGCAGAUGGUGUUUAUCUGGUGUUGUUAAUGGGAUUGUUGGAGAAUUACUUUGUGCCGCUGUAUAACUUCUACCUCACGCCAGAAAGCUUUGAACAAAAGGUCCAUAACGUGACGUUUGCUUUCGAGCUCAUGCAGGACGGUGGAUUACAGAAACCCAAAGCACGACCAGAAGAUGUGGUGAACUUGAAUCUGAAGUCCACACUCAGAGUUCUUUACAAUCUUUUCACAAACUACAAGAACUCAGAUUAACAAUAAUAGACUUUAUAUUAACCAAUCUAAGAAAUCUUGCCUUUUGCAUCAGUGUCAUCUGCGCUUACACACAUCCCGACUGCUUUUUGUAUGUAGGAAUGAAAUAUUUUGUAUGAACUGGCUUUUUAUUCCCAGACUCGAAUGUAUUUAUAUGUGGCUUAUUUAUGAAUGUAAUUUUUGCUUGCUUGACUUGCAAAAAUAAGACCUUCUGUUGCUUUAAAUAAUAUAAAGAAUUAA